Chlorella variabilis is the source of this 1452-nucleotide messenger RNA. RefSeq lists its product as hypothetical. Gene Ontology annotation, molecular function: DNA-(apurinic or apyrimidinic site) endonuclease activity; phosphoric diester hydrolase activity; double-stranded DNA 3'-5' DNA exonuclease activity. Lineage: Eukaryota; Viridiplantae; Chlorophyta; Trebouxiophyceae; Chlorellales; Chlorellaceae. The transcript is spliced from 8 exons. Gene Ontology annotation, biological process: base-excision repair. Gene Ontology annotation, cellular component: nucleus. The record is from RefSeq and is a predicted model, not a curated record. The coding region runs from base 1 to 1452 and encodes 483 amino acids.
AUGAAGCUGCUGUGCUGGAACAUCAACAGCCUGGCGCCCACCGUGCGCAACGCGGUGCUCAAGCACGGCAGCUGGCUGGGCUUCUUCCAGGAGCACGGCCUGGACAUUGCGUGCCUGCAGGAGUCCAAGGUGCCCGAGGACAAGCUCACCAAGGAGCUGUGCUGCGUGGACGGCUACCAGAGCUUCUGGGCGCACUCCAGGCAAGGGCGGGGCCACGCCCCCGACAUCCCUCCCGGCCCCGCCGCCGCCCAGCGGUGCAGGGAGAAGAAGGGGUACAGCGGCGUGACCACCUACGCCUCUGAUGCCUACGCCCCGCUGGUCCUGAUCACCGACCACGGCGCCUUUGUGCUGGUGAAUGUGUACGUGCCCAACGCCGGCGACCGCCCCGACCGCCCCCGCCUGCACUACAAGCUGCGCUUCCUGGCCGCGCUCAGGCGCAAGUGCGAGGAGCUGGCGGUGGCGGGGCGCGAGCUGCUGCUUGUGGGAGACUUUAACGUUCCAGCGGAGGCGCGGGAUGUGCACCCGGACCUGCUGCCGGGAGGCUCCCUGGAUGAGCUGUAUGGGCAGGAGGAGCGCGCCGCGCUGCACGCCCUCACAGCCGCCUACCCAGACGUGUGGCGGCGGCUGCACCCCCAGGAGGCCGCCACCUACUCUGUGUGGAAUGAGAAGACCAGCGCCCGAGCCUUCAACAGGGGCCUGCGCAUAGACUACGUGCUGUGCACGCCGGGCCUGCUGGGCAGGGUUGUUUCCUGCGAGAUCCUGGGCCCCGAGGUGCUGCCCCCCAACCGACCCUGCGCUCCCUGCCACUCUGGCCGCUACUGCCCGCCCCCUGCCCCAGGCAUGCUGCUCAAGCUGCGGGACGUGCCCCCGCUGCCGCCGCACCCGCCCUGCCAGGAGUGGCAGCGCCUGCACCGCCGCUUUGUGGACACCAGCCAGCGGAGCAUACUGGGCAUGUUUGGCGCCGCCGGCAAGAAGCGGGCGGCGGCAGCGCCUGCGGCACCAGCGGUGCCAGGCUCGGCAGCAGCGGCGGCACCUGCGCCGGAAUCGGCAGCAGCAGGGCCAGGAGCAGGGAGCAAGGGUGCGGAGGCAGGCGGCGAUGGUGCGGAUCAGGAUGCGGGGCAUCGCAAGAAGCAGCGGCAUGAUGGAAGCGAGGCGCCGGCGCCGGCAGCAGAGGGGGAUGCAGCACCGCCAGGCCCCGCAGGGGAAGAUGGCAGCGGGCAAGAUGCAGGCGAGCAGGGCGGUGGCGCAGCAAGCGCGGGAGAGGCCAAGCCAGGCAGCCGCAGCGGCGAGGCGGCAGGAAAGCAACAAAGCGGCAAGCCUGCUGCUGGGCGCGGCAAGGCGCGUGGCAAACAGCAGCAGAAGCAGCAGCAGCAGAAAGGCGUAAAGGAGGCGUCGGAAGGGGGCGGGCAGCGCACGAUAGGCUCAUUCUUUGCUGCAGCGGGCGGCGGCUGA